GGAAGCAGCCGGAAGAUGAAAGCUAUUUGGGCACUUGUUGCCCUACUGGUGGUGAUCGGAGCUGUACAUGCCCAAUCCGAUCUCUGCGACGAUCGUCCGAAUUUUAGUUUUGUGAAAAAUGAAUUCUACUGCUAUCGCUACUUCAUGUGCAUCUACGGAUCUGCGUAUCCGAUGCGAUGCAGUGGCGAGUUUUGGUUCGAUGAAGAAUUGCAGAUUUGUCAAGAUCCUUCGGAAGUGACGUGUGAGGUGGACGGAGUCCCACCGACUCCUGCACCGACGCCGGGAAUCUGCAAUGGAGCGGACAACGGUGAACUGGUACUGCAUCCGUACUUCUGCAAUACAUAUUAUGUCUGCUUCGCUGAAGUUGGCGUUCCCGUGGUUUGUCCGUCCGGGCUGUGGUUUGACGAGGAGCGUCAGAUGUGCGCGGAUGCACUGGACGUGAGUUGUCCUCAUGGACCAACCGGUGCUGCUAGAUGUUAUAUGGAGGAAGAUUUUGCCUUGGUUCCGAACGAACACUUCUGCUACCGGUUCUACCAGUGUGUCAAUGGCUUCCCAUACCCGAUGAUCUGCCCGGACAACAAGUGGUUCGAUCCCAUCAGAGAUGUUUGCGACGAUCCGGCCAACGUUGAGUGUACUCUCGAGCCAGGACAGCCCAUCGUACCUCCGACGCCGAACAUUUGUGACGAAAGCGCCAAUAACCGCCUCACUCCGAAUCCAACAGCCUGUAACAAGUACUAUGUGUGCGUCAAUGAAAUUGGAUGGUCCAAGAUCUGUCCGCUUAACAUGUGGUUUGACGAAGAGGGUCAAACAUGUGCACCUGCUGGUACCGUGGACUGUCCUUUGGGACCACCGAUUCCACCGGAGACUACGACCACUCCCUUCAGCCGCUGCGACGACGUUGUGAAUCUUCACUUCGUCCGCAACGAAGACUACUGCUAUCGGUACUACCAAUGCCGUAACGGCGUACCAUUCCCGUUGAUCUGCCCUCGUGAUCAAUGGUUCUCUGAGGAAAUGCAGCGCUGCGUCGAUCAGGACAGCAUUGAAUGUGAGAUCGAUCAUGCUCCACCGCCGGUAUCCCCUACUCCAGGAAUCUGCGGCGACACCACAGAUGGUCAAUUAGUCUUGCAUCCACUGCAUUGCAAUCAGUUCUACCUUUGCGUUGGCCAAAUCGGUAUCCCAACCACCUGUCCUCUGGGUCUAUGGUUCGAUGAAUAUAGCCAAUCUUGCAACAAUCCCCUCUACGUGGAUUGUCCUCACGGCCCAUCAACUCCAGCUCCAGAUCCAUUUGCCAUUUGUGAUGGCGUCCUUGAUUACCAUUACGUCAAGCAUGAAAACUACUGCUACCGCUACUUCCAGUGCAUCAGCGGCACUCCCUACCCACUGCUUUGCCACGAUGGAAUGUGGUUUGACGAAUCUCGGCAGCAGUGCGAUCGGCCAGAAUAUGUAGAAUGUGAUGCAACACCUCCUCCAGUCGUGCGACCUCCAGGAAUCGAUGGAAUUUGUAACGAUGUUGUAGAUGGGCACCUCGCUCCUCAUCACACGUUCUGCAAUGAAUUCUUCCUGUGUGUGCGGGAAAUCGGAUGGCCAGUGAUCUGCCCUCCCGGGCUAUGGUUCGACGAAGAGGAACAAACCUGUUCUCUCGGGGGAACCGUCAAGUGCGACCUUGCUCCGGAACGUCCUCCAGUUACUGAGAGUCCGUACGCAAUGUGCAAAGGAAUUCCGGAUUUAGCCUAUGUUUCCGAUCCGAAUUACUGCUAUCGCUACUACAAGUGCGUUAGUGGAUCACCUUUCCCAAUGAUCUGUCCUGGUGACCUGUGGUUUGAUAUGCGCCAGCAGCGCUGUAGGGAUCCUGCUGAUGUGGAGUGUAUAGUAGAAGACGAACCACCGCGUCUCCCACCAACUGCAGGUAUUUGCAAUGGAGUGACCAAUUCCGUACAAGUUCCGAACCCGAGAUCUUGCAACCAGUUCUACAUUUGCGUUGACGAGAUUGGAUUCCCGCAGAUAUGCGGUCCAGGUUUGUGGUUCAAUGAAGACCAGCAGCUGUGUCUACCUCCCGGAGAAACUUCGUGUGACUUGGGACCUCCCACUACGACAACGAUCGCUCCGCAUCCUUGGGCACUGUGCGAUCAGAUCCCGGAUUACUCCUACGUAUCGAACCCCAACUAUUGCUACCGGUUCUUCCAAUGUAUCGACGGUGCACCUUACCCGAUGAUCUGCCGUGGAAAUCUUUGGUUCGAUGAAGAACACCAAAUUUGUUCUGACCCCGACGAAGUGGAAUGUAUCGUAAAUCCGAAUCCACCGAUUGUACCACCGACUCCUGGAAUCUGCAACGGUGCUCGGGAUGGACAACAGGUGCGCAAUCCACGUGCUUGCAACCAGUUCUAUGUUUGCGUCGACCAGAUUGGCUUCUCGCUAGUGUGCCCCGAUGGUUUGUGGUUCGACGAGUUCCAUCAGAUCUGUUCACCGGCAUCGCAGACGUACUGCCCUCUGGCUCCCGAUGUCACAACUCCCUCGCCGUAUGAGCGCUGUGAAGGCGCAGAGAACUACAGUAUGUUGCGUAAUGAUUUCUACUGCUACCGGUACUAUCAGUGCAUAGACGAAGUUGCGUAUCCGAUGAUUUGCCGGCCGGGACGUUGGUUUGACUUUGAGCGGCAGGUUUGCGAUGUUUCAGCGAAUGUACAGUGUGAACUACGACCGGGAAAUCCUGGACCGAUCGUUCCUACGCCGGGUAUUUGCAUCGGAGCCACAAAUGGACGAUUCGAGCGGAACUGGAAUCACUGUAAUCAGUACUACCUUUGCGUUGACGAGGUUGGUUAUCCCCAGAUCUGCCCGGAUGGACUGUGGUUCGAUGAGAAUCGGCAGUCUUGUGAUCGUCCGGAAAAUGUCUACUGCCCGCUGGGAGCGUCGACUCCUGCACCAACUCCGGAAAGUCGUUGCUACGGUGCCCUGGAUUUGUCCUUCGUAUCCAACGACUACUACUGCUACCGCUUCUUCCAGUGUUGGAACGGAGUCCCCUAUCCGAUGAUCUGCAGCGGUGAGCUGUGGUUCUCCGAAGAACAUCAGGAAUGUCGACCACAGAGUGAAGUAUCGUGUGAAGUCAUUGAUCGUCCACCGGUUGUUCCACCGACCGAAGGCAUCUGUACCGGUGUCACCGAUGGACGCCAGGUACUGCAUCCACUGUUCUGCAACCAAUUCUACGUCUGCAUCGACCAAAUUGGGUUCCGGCAACUGUGUCCGUUUGGAAUGUGGUUCGACGAGAGUCGUCAGAACUGUUUCGCCCCUGGCGAGGUUGAUUGCCCGCAUGGACUCAUGCCAACUCUUUCACCGAUCGAAGGCAUUUGCGAUGGAGCUCCAGAGGGAACCAAAAUUCCAAAUCCGCUUGACUGUUCGUGGUUCUACAUCUGCGUGAAUGGUAGUCCGUAUCGUUCACCGUGUGCCGAAGGAAUGGCAUUCGAUAAGUAUCAGCUGACGUGCGUAGCUGAGGAUGAAGCCGUGUGUUCCGACGAGGUGACGACGGUUCCUACUCCCGGUGUUUGCUACGGCAUCGAAGAUCAUACGUUGGUGAGACAUCCGACCAACUGUGCAGCGUUCUACGAAUGUCUGGGAGGCCACGCGGAACCGUCAUUCUGCCCUGCUGGGCAGUACUUCAGCGAGGAGCUGCAGAGAUGCGACGCGGCGGAUAAUGUCGAUUGUUGAUUGGUGGGUUAAGGGUUAAUA
Ochlerotatus camptorhynchus is the source of this 3717-nucleotide messenger RNA. RefSeq lists its product as uncharacterized. The record is from RefSeq and is a predicted model, not a curated record. Gene Ontology annotation, molecular function: chitin binding. NCBI's taxonomy places the organism in Eukaryota, Metazoa, Arthropoda, Insecta, Diptera, Culicidae. The transcript has 3 exons. Gene Ontology annotation, cellular component: extracellular region. Bases 16 to 3696 code for a protein of 1226 amino acids.